CCGCGCUGGGGACUUUGACGCGGAGUCCGGGAGGCCGACAAUGCAGCAGCAGCAGCAGCAGCGCGGCGCCGGGGACAGUUCCUCUGGAUGUUCUGGAGAAAUGGGAAUUCAUGAAGAUGUGAAGGAUUACUAUGGAAGGAGGGUGCAGAAGACUGAAGAUCUGGUCCUGGAUAUGUGUGUCACUCCUGCUCAACCUCUCCCUAAGUACAUACGGGAUGUCUUGAAAGUUGUUCAUGAAGAAGUGAGCUCAAGGUACUAUGGAUGUGGACUUGUGAUUCCUGAAUGUCUGGAAAACUGUUGGAUCCUGGACCUGGGAAGUGGGAGCGGCAGGGAUUGCUACAUGCUCAGCAAGCUGGUGGGAGAGCAAGGUCACGUGACUGGGAUUGACAUGACCCAGGAGCAGAUCCAAGUUGCUCAGAAGUUUAUCGAGUACCACAGUCAGCUGUUUGGCUUCAGUAAACCCAAUGUGGAGUUCCUCCAAGGCUACAUUGAAAAACUCGGCGAUGCUGGAUUGAAGGACAACAGCUUUGAUAUCAUUAUAUCUAACUGUGUGAUUAACCUAUCACCUGAUAAAAAGGCUGUGCUGAAAGAAGCAUAUCGAGUGUUAAAGGACGGGGGCGAAAUGUACUUCAGUGAUGUCUACGCUGACUGCAUCCUUCCUGAAGCAAUAAGAACACACAAGGUUUUGUGGGGUGAAUGUCUUGGAGGAGCUCUGUGGUGGAAAGAUCUCUUCAGAAUCGCCGAGGAGGUGGGUUUCAGCGUCCCUCGUCUUGUCACUGCCAAGAGGAUUCCUGUAACAAAUGCAGAGCUCAAGAAAGUUGUUGGAGACUUCCAGUUUGUUUCUGCCACAUACCGACUGUUCAAAAUCCCGGCCAACUGUCCGAAAGAAAAGUGCUGUGUGACUUACAACGGAUCGAUCAGAGGCUUUAAGGAAAAGCUGAAGUUUGAUGUCAACUACACCUUUAACGAAGGAGAGGCGGUGAUGGUGGACGGAGAGAUAGCAGCAAUUCUUCAGGGAUCGCGUUUCGCUCAUGCAUUCAGCAUUAAGCCAGCUGGAAAAGUGGCUCCAUGCUCUGGAGAAGAUCCGUCCACUGAAUCAAAGGACCAUGCUGUUGAUCCAUUCAAGCUGACGGAGCAGCCAGUGGCUGAAGGGACUGCAGGCCUUGCCAAAGGUUGCUGUGUGCAGCGCCAGGAAUGCUGCUGAAGUUGCUCCGUUGGUGAGAGAUUAACCUCUGCUUACAAUGAUAACCAGGAAGCUCAACAUGAAGAGAUUGAUUAAUAGUGAGAGUGAGCCGAAGAUUUUCUCUGAGCUUUGCAGAGACGAGUGCUAAGCUAAUACCCUGACAUGGUCCGAGAGACAGAAAGUUCUGGAAGCAGUCUGUUGAUCUGGCAGCAUCUGUGGAGAGAGGAACAAAGUUACCAACAGUUCACAACGAGUCAGAUUUGUGUUUAUCCCUCGGUGUUUGAGCCUCGAGACGCUGACUCUGUUUUUCUCUCUGUACAGAUGUUGAGUUUCUCCAGCACUUCCUGGUUUUGUCUCAGAUCUCCAACAUCUGCAGUAUUUCAGGGUUUGUGUUUGAAGGCAGUUAACAGCUGACACCAAGCCUCUCAUUUUCGUGUGGUUUUUUGUGUCCCAACACUGAGAGCUGGGACAAUCCAAACUCACUGUGUGCUCUCCACUUGAGAUGCUGGCUGCGAAUUCAGGCCACAAUCUGUCGUAAAUACUUCUUCAUUGCAAUAAACAAAACCUUA
Hemiscyllium ocellatum (epaulette shark) is the source of this 1752-nucleotide messenger RNA. It is a transcript of the gene as3mt, whose product is annotated as arsenite methyltransferase. The record is from RefSeq and is a predicted model, not a curated record. The transcript is spliced from 11 exons. The coding region runs from base 41 to 1204 and encodes 387 amino acids. Gene Ontology annotation, cellular component: cytosol. Gene Ontology annotation, molecular function: arsenite methyltransferase activity. Lineage: Eukaryota; Metazoa; Chordata; Chondrichthyes; Orectolobiformes; Hemiscylliidae. Gene Ontology annotation, biological process: arsonoacetate metabolic process; toxin metabolic process.